Molecule: messenger RNA, 837 nt
Organism: Copidosoma floridanum
Lineage: Eukaryota; Metazoa; Arthropoda; Insecta; Hymenoptera; Encyrtidae
Product: vacuolar protein sorting 28
Biological process (GO): protein transport to vacuole involved in ubiquitin-dependent protein catabolic process via the multivesicular body sorting pathway
Cellular component (GO): ESCRT I complex
Molecular function (GO): protein-containing complex binding
Source: RefSeq, a predicted model, not a curated record
UUGAAAUUAUAAAAAGAAUUAUAAUUCACUCUAAUUUUUGCCAUCUCUUUGUCUAUUAUAUUUACUAAAUUACUUAUGUUGUAAUCUAAUUUAUCGUAUAUACUUUAAUACUUCAUUACUUUUAUUUGUUGUGAAAAAGGAUAAUCCAACAUUUACAGUAAUCUAACAACAAUGUCAGCCCCACAGGAUCGCCCUGAACUUUAUGAAGAAGUAAAGUUAUACAAAAAUGCUAGAGAGCGUGAAAAGUAUGACAAUCAAGCUGACUUGUAUGCUGUUGUAAAUACCUUGCAACAUUUGGAAAAAGCAUACAUCAGAGAUUGCGUUACACCCAAAGAAUACACUGCAGCAUGCAGUAAAUUGUUGGUGCAGUACAGAGCAGCAUUCAAACAGGUUCAGAGCGACCAGUACCCUACUAUUGAUGCCUUUGCAAGAGCAUUUCGAUUAGACUGUCCAGCAGCAUUGGAAAGAAUCAAAGAAGACAGACCUAUAACUAUAAAAGAUGAUAAGGGUAAUACGUCAAAGUGCAUUGCCGACAUUGUUUCCUUAUUCAUAACGAUUAUGGAUAAAUUGCGAUUAGAAAUCAAAGCAAUGGAUCAGCUACAUCCAGAUCUCAGAGAUUUAAUGGAUACCAUGAACAGACUGAGCAUAUUACCAAGUGACUUUGAUGGAAAGCAGAAAGUUGCAGAGUGGCUUCAGACGCUGAAUAAUAUGUCAGCAUCCGAUGAACUGUCCGAUACUCAAGUUAGGCAGCUCAUAUUUGACUUGGAAGCGUCUUAUAAUGCUUUUAACAAAGUGCUUCAUAAUUCCUAAUGAUAAAAAAAAAAAACUUGAAUAAUC